Pocillopora verrucosa is the source of this 1095-nucleotide messenger RNA. RefSeq lists its product as uncharacterized. The record is from RefSeq and is a predicted model, not a curated record. Gene Ontology annotation, molecular function: extracellular matrix structural constituent; oligosaccharide binding. NCBI's taxonomy places the organism in Eukaryota, Metazoa, Cnidaria, Anthozoa, Scleractinia, Pocilloporidae.
AUGACUUUGCUGCUCUUUGACUUAGCAGAAUUUUUCGCUGACAACUUGAAUCUCGAUGCAUUGCUUCUUUCGGGUUGCUACAUAACCCGAGAGACGAUAUCCCUCUUUUUCUUCUCAGUCAUAACAACGACUGUAGCAGCAACGAACAGCGCCCUCUUCAAGAUAAGAGAAAAUUAUUUUCGUCCCGUAGAAAACACGAUUUGGGAAGGCAAGACAGCUUCUCCGCUGUCGUGUUCACAAAGGUGUGCUAUUCAGCUCGGUUGUAGAAGUGCAAAUUUCCUGGUAAACACAAAAAGGUGUUUACUUUCGGCUGAAAACAAGGAAAGUCUUUCCAGCACGCUGCUUCAUCAAAAAGAUUCUUUUUAUUUAGAAAAGAUCAUCCUAAUAACAAAGAGAUCAAGACCUCGCAUUAAAAGAGGGAGAACAAAAUCCUCCGCUGUCCGCUCUUGUGAGUACCUCUUUGACCAAACUAGUGCACGAUCUCUUCCCCCGCCCUCGGGUGUUUAUUGGGUAGAUCCGGUUGGUGGUUCCCAGUCAAAGGCAUUUCAGGUUUACUGCGACAUGGAGACUGAUGGAGGAGGCUGGACUCUAGUUUGGAGUUAUACGUUUACUAACUACGAUGAUUUUACAAGUAUUACAAACGCCGUGACUCCAAGGCCCAAUUGGCCAGUACACGGUUUCGAUGGUAUAUCAACAACAGCCCCAAUGAAUGAAACAGAUUACAACGCCAUGAGCUUUUCACUCUGGAAGCAACUCGGCAGACAAUUUCUUAUCAAGAGCAACAUAAACAACUGGCUACUGUGUCAUCCGGGAACUGGCAGCUUGGUUGAUUGGCAGGAAGGCGAUGUCAACUGUCGGAUUGUCAAGCACGUGACUAACACGUGUAAUGACGCGUUGCCGCCUUCAUUUCUGCGAUUUGACAUAGCGAAAGGGGUGACGCUUUGCUCCAAUAAGAACCCUUACUCACACAUCUACUACCGCUUUGACUCCAGCGACAAAAGUGCCUGGCCUGUCCAUGACCCUUGUGGAAAAGAGCGUGACAAUCAUGUAAAAAGUGUCCUUAAUCCACACGGGAACAUUUAUAUUCGUACCUGA